AUUUGAUUCAGGUGUACUUCCCUGUAAAGGGUGGGGAAGCUUCAGUUUGGAUUGUUACACAAUUCUUCCAGAACAGACGACAAAAACACUGAAGGUGAACAAUUUGAUGGUUCUGUAGUAAGACCAGGGAGGAAUGUGUAAGUACAAAUUUAGCCCAUGUGGUUGGGACUGCGAUGGCCUAGUGGUAUGAUCGCCAGGAUGAUUAAUCCAAAGACCCAGGUAACAUACAGUUCCCCUCCUCUGCCUGAGUCUCUGUGUGGAGAACGAGCCAGCACCUUUAGAGCAGUGUGACGGUGACCCAGUGUUGAGGAUGUCUGACCAGGAUUUGGGAACUCAGCUUGAAGCUCAGUUCAAUGAUGUGGUGAGACGGUUACAGAGCAAGCAGCUUUUUCAGUCCAACUGGGAUAUCGCCACCUUUGCCAUUUUCUUUAUUUUCAUUGGUGCAGUGCUGACUCUGAUCCUCUUGGUCCUAAUUCGCUGUUGCUGGGGUUUCUGCUGUUCUUCAUCACCAAGAAAGAAGCCUGGGAAGCAGAAGAUCGGUGUUGACAAUUUGGCAUUGGAACCUUAACAGUGGGACUUGAACCGGGGUCUCCUAGCUUGGAGGCAGGGUCACGACUGGAGAUAUUCAACCGGAAACCACAGCAAUAAGCAACAUUGUUCACUGUGUAAAGGAGUUUGUUUUGAAGCCCCACCAACACUCCAUUAAAGUUAUUUUAAUAGGCUCCUCUCUGAAUCUAAUCCAAAUAUGAAAUCUAUCGUUUUUAGUAUCCUUACAUUGAUUUCAUAAUAUUGGCUUAACUGCACUCUUCUUUUGCAAUUUCAUACUUAUUGGCAACUAUCCAUUGCAGAUUUAGUCACAAAAAUGCAAUAUCAUGCACUUUAACCUGUUUCAUGAUUUUUUAAAAAAAAUUAAAUGUUUGGUUGUGGAGACUGAAGUUUUUGUAAUUUAAAAUCUCUUGUUUCAUGUCACACUGAUUAUAUUUUGACCUGUCUAACAGCAUUGAAAUUACUGCUAGCUUAUAGCAAUCCAAAUGAUAUGGAGCUAGACUUGUGGCAUUGUAUGGUUAAUAAAGCCCACAUAAAGUUGGGCCAAAACUUUUGGGUUCUGGUACUGCAGCCCAUGUACCAUUCAUUGGGCCCAGGAAAUCAGUGUAGGUCACUAAACCACAAAAGUGAACACUCCAGCCUUUUAAAUAACUUACAUAAUUUCUGUGUGUAAGCAAUCGGAGGCGUAAUUUGGUGCCUUAGAUUAUCAGUUGAUCUUGUCACAGUUUAUUUUGUGUAAGUUAAUUCAUUCUAACGAUUUUGUUGUGCAAGCAGAAACCAAACUUUGGUGUACAAUAACUUAACAGGUUGCUUUCAGCUUAGUCAAGCACCAGCUCGGUGCCAUGCACUGCUUGAUUUUUUUUUGAUCAGUUGAUAGCUGAGAUUUUGUGCAAUACAGCUGCCUAUCCCUUUUGGGUAACAAAAUAAACCUGUCAUAUCUUCCCUUUCUCUGGAAACUCUGCUCACAAACUCGAGACAAGUGUUUUGGGUGAGGGUGGGGAGGGGGUGUUAAUUAAGAGAACAUGGCUGUUUGGAGCCCAGGCACCAAAAAGGCAACUUGCUCCUAAACCUUCCUGGGAUUUGACCAAUCAAGUCUGGCUAAUGCAAAACAAUCUGGAAGAUUAGCCUUUUUAAACAAGGCAGCAACUUGUUAUACAAUUAAGAUUUGAUCCUUUAGAACAGGCCAAGUGAAACCAAUCUGAAGCCCAUCAAACCUACACUAUUCCAUUAUCAUCAAUAUAUUUAUUCAAUGACCAUUUAAAUGCCCUUAAACUUGGUGAGUCCACUACUGUUGCAGGCAGGGCAUUCCAUACCCCUAUUCAGUAAAAGUCCCACCUCUGACAUCUGUCCUAUAUCUAUCCCCCUUAUGUACCCUCUGCUAACCAUUGCUAUCCACUCUCACUGCCCACCCUAUCCUAACCUUCUGAUUAUCUUAUGUUUCAAUUAAGUCACCUACAACCUUCUAACAAGACUUAAGUUUUGUUUUAUUUGGGGGAGGGGAGCAUGUGUGCAGCAUGUUGGUGUUCCGGUUUAUCAGCUGUAUUGAUCUUUGAACAUUAUUUGUUAAUUACUUUUCAUUCUAGAACACUAAAAUAAACUGAUAUACCACAUA
Molecule: messenger RNA, 2158 nt
Organism: Hemiscyllium ocellatum (epaulette shark)
Lineage: Eukaryota; Metazoa; Chordata; Chondrichthyes; Orectolobiformes; Hemiscylliidae
Gene: smim22
Product: small integral membrane protein 22
Exons: 5
Coding region: 311-568 (85 amino acids)
Biological process (GO): regulation of cell population proliferation
Source: RefSeq, a predicted model, not a curated record